CCCCACCCCCCCAUAUAAUAUCUUCCCUACCCCCCGUUUUCGUCAUUCUACUUCACCUACUCAGGAUCCUCCCUCAAGAUUCUGGAAUCAUGAAUCUAUCCAAUUUCAGAUUAAAUUAGUUUUUGUUUUUUAAUUAAUUUUAUUAAAAAAAAAUUUGGAACUCGUUAUUAAUGGCGACCGAUGACGAUACUGAGAGUUGUAGUAGUAGACCGCUCGAUUUUUCCCCGAAAACACGGAGAAAUCAUCAACAAUUAAAGCUGGAAGUGUUCAAUGAUGUUCUUCACAGGCUUCAAGACUGUGAUUGUUGUUGUGAAGAUGCUAAGCUUCCUGGCUUUAAUGAUCAGCUUUGGGUUCACUUCAAUCGUCUUCCUGCGAGAUAUGCGUUGGAAGUGAACGUGGAGAGAGCGGAAGAUGUUUUGACGCAUUUGAGACUGUUGCGCCAAGCGGAAGACCAUGCUAAUGUACUUGCUUAUGAUGUCCGUGUCGUACAGGUCAAUCUCACCACAAACGGACAUUCUUUCGAUUCACAUGCUUCUAUGGAUGAAGGUAGUCAAGGUUCUGUCAAGAACCCUUUUGGUCUGGGUCUUUCCCUCAGCUUGCACCUACCACCUACAUUCAGUUCAUUACCAAGUCUUGAUGGCGUAAAAUGCAAUGUUGAAGAUAGAGAUAGCUUUGUAAAUGCUACCAUUUUGCACUCCACGAGGGCGAUGCAUCAAAUCACCUUUUCUAUUGUUGACAAGCCAAAACUCCUUAACCAGCUGACUUCCUUACUGUCUGAGAUGAGCCUGAACAUUCAAGAGGCUCAUGCCUUUUCCACAGUUGAUGGCUUCUCUUUAGAUGUUUUUGUGGUUGAUGGUUGGCCUCAUGAGGAAACUGAGCAGCUUAGAAGUUUAUUGGGCAAAGAAAUUCAAAAAAUGCAGGAUCCUGAAUCACAAGCUCUUUCAUGGGCAGCUGUUGGUGAGCAUCAUCGUGAAGCAGUUAAAUGUGGUUAUAGAAAUGUAAAGGGAAUGCCAAGCAGAAAUAAUGAGAGUGAUAUUGAUCAGAGUCUUCUAAAAGUAGGAUGCAGAGUGGCAUCUGGCUCACAUGGUGAUUUAUACAAAGGGACAUACUGUGGUCAGGAAGUUGCAAUCAAAGUUCUAAAGUCAGGGCAUAUCAAUUCCGAUGUGGUUGAAGACUUCUUUCAAGAAGUUAAAAUAAUAAGGAAACUUGAGCACAAGAAUGUUGUGCAAUUUAUAGGUGCUUGCAAAAAAUCUCCAAACCUUUUCCUCGUGACAGAGUUCAUGCCAAAAGGAAAUUUGUAUGAUUUCAUGCAUAAAAGAAAAGGUGUGUUCAAAUUACAGUCACUACUAAGGGCAGCUAUUGAUGUUUCCAUGGGAAUGGAGUACCUCCACCAAAAUAACAUUGUACACAGGGACCUUAAAACUGCCAAUCUGCUUAUGGGAGAAGAUGGAGUUGUUAAGAUUGCUGACUUUGGAGUUGCUAAAGUGCAGACAAAAUCGGGAAUCAUGACAGCCGAAACAGGAACCUAUAGGUGGAUGGCUCCAGAGGUCAUUGGACAUAAACCGUAUGAUCAUAAAGCGGAUGUCUUUAGUUUUGGGAUAGUGCUCUGGGAGCUUCUUACGGGCGAAAUUCCGUACUCCUCCUUGACCCCAUUGCAAGCUGCAAUUGGAGUAGUUCAAAAGGGACUUCGACCUCCUAUUCCAAAGCACGCUCCUUCAAAACUAGCUGAUCUGCUGGAGAAAUGUUGGCACCAGGACCCCACUCUUAGGCCCAAAUUUUCAGAAGUCACCGAGGUCCUGCAGCAAAUAGCCAAUGAGGUUUGCACUAGCCGUUUUUAAGAGGUAGUAGAUGAAGUCAAUAGUUUCCAGAAUAAAUCUUCGGCUGAAGGAUUCUUCUCAUCAAGUGCGCCCGUCAGCAACGCUACAGGUCUCUCUCGCUAGAUUGUAUAAUAUUUUUCUCAUUAGAUUGUAUAAUAUCUCGUGUGACUAACUGGAACUGAUUAACAACUAGCGUUGCGAGAGAGAAGGCUGGGGUGGGGAGGAUGCUGUUUGUAAUGUUUCUUGAUCAAUUUAUUGGAUUAUAUACUGUAUAUUUCUCCAAUGUGUGAAUGUCCGCUUGGAUUUAUCACCA
This is a messenger RNA of Spinacia oleracea (spinach), 2130 nucleotides long. Its product is annotated as serine/threonine-protein kinase STY8. Gene Ontology annotation, molecular function: ATP binding; protein serine/threonine kinase activity. Gene Ontology annotation, biological process: protein phosphorylation. The transcript has 16 exons. The coding region runs from base 171 to 1838 and encodes 555 amino acids. Lineage: Eukaryota; Viridiplantae; Streptophyta; Magnoliopsida; Caryophyllales; Amaranthaceae. The record is from RefSeq and is a predicted model, not a curated record.